Molecule: messenger RNA, 2427 nt
Organism: Leptomonas pyrrhocoris
Lineage: Eukaryota; Euglenozoa; Kinetoplastea; Trypanosomatida; Trypanosomatidae
Exons: 1
Coding region: 1-2427 (808 amino acids)
Source: RefSeq, a predicted model, not a curated record
AUGCCUCGUGGUCGUGGUAGAGGUCGUGGUCGAGGUCGUGGUCGUGGUCGGGGACGCGGUGGUGGUGGUCGUGCCACCUUGGCCACAGAGAGAAGCGCCUACGAAGUUGGGGACGCUCCCCUUCGUUCACCGAGCAGCCUCCCAGAUAAAGGCACCGCUGCUGAGGCGGUCCUGUUCUCUCCCUCAUCCAGGCGUGGACGUGGGCGGGGUGGGAACGUGCGAGGUGGGCGUGGUCGAGGUCGCGGCGGCCGCGGUGGCCGCGGUGGUCGUGGUCAGGCAGCGCCGCUCGCGCACUCCGCCUCGGAAGGCGCACUUCCGUCAGACGCCGCCACUUUUGUUUCGGCCACCACCACGGCGACGUCUUCGGACGUGCAGCAGCAGCAACAGCAGUCUCUAACGCCGUCGCCGCCCGUCGUGGUGGUGGUGCCGCAGGGUCGAAUGAUUACACGAUCUCUCCUGCGCGUUGCCUCGUCGCUCUCGCUGGACGAUCUUACGGACAUCCAACGCCGACGAUCUUCUCUCGUCGCAGGAGAAGAGCGCACGCGGGUCGGCGCUGCGGCAAAAGCGGCGGUGGCCGCCGCCACAUCAGACAGCCCGCCCUCACCGUCGCUGAGGGGGCACCAUCACCUCCUGUCUGCGUCCUCAUCGACGUCCGUGACGCUUGGGUCGUGCUCGGACUCCCCCGCCAUUGCCCCCGUUGCCGCCUCUGCUGCCUCGUGGUCCUCCUCAACCACCACUACCGCGGUUGCUGGCGGUGGCCCGUCCUCGUCCACGCAGCGCGUCAUCGUCGGCGGCCUACUGCGGUGUGUCUGCAACGCGUUUCUUGUCUCUCCCAGCGAGACGCUGAUGGAGUGUUCGCGGUGCCGCAACUGGUGCCACCCCGCCUGUGUCGGCGUCGACGUCGAGGACCUGCGCGUGUAUCAGCGUCAGCGCAACUACAUGUGUCCCUUCUGCGCCCCGCCCAGCAAAACCCCGCAGGUGGAGAGAGACACCGACGUGACUGCCCGCUACGUCGACGCCUUCCCUGCGGAGCCUUUACAGCAGCAGCAGCAGCAGCCACCUCCAACCUCCGUCACGACCCCGCUUGGCGAGACGAUUCCCUUCGUGUGCAGUCCAAGCAGUCCAGGUCCGCCGCCGCUCUCCAACACCUUCACGGGCAGCGCAGGAACACCUCACAACGGCAGCCGUCGCAGUCCGCAGACACCCACCGCGUCGCCGAUCAUCGCUGGCGUGGCCACCGCCUCCCCCGCCUCUUCCGCCUUUCCCCUUGCGAGCCGUCAACCCCCCGCAACGCGGCAGCUGGCGCUGAAGCUGCGUGAUGUGCCCGACGAACGCCCGCCGGCAGCCACUGCUCAAGGCCUCGAAGACCUGCUGCGGAUACUGGAGCAAACCGCCGAUGAGCUGGGUUACGGAGUCGUCCACCUGCCUGCGUACCAGCUCACAGAUGUGCAGAUGGACGAGUGCAUGGGGUGUUGCACCGAGGCGAUACGCGAGGCCACCUUCUCCGCCGAAUACCCCGUCUACUGCCUAAAGGAGGUGCAGCAGCACCGCCACCCUUACGUGCAAGGCACGGCCCUGCAGUCCAAGGAGGAUGGCAUCAUCUGCUCCUUUGUGCUGUCCAACGGCAAGGACUUGUACGGCAACAUGAAGAGCACCAUCACCCAGAUGAAGAGCGCCCUGCAGCGCGGUUUCCUCAACCCGGCAGACGUGUCGACCUUCAUGGCGCACUGCAUGACCAUCACGGACGUCUCCGACUUUGUGCACAUCACCCUCAGCGCCACGCACACCAAAUAUCAGCGUAAAGGACUCGCUCGGCUGCUGAUGGCGAUGGAGCUGCUGAAGUGGGCGCUGCGUGGGCGCACUCGCGCCUUCUUAAACAUGGCGAUUGAGAAGCACCUCGUGGACGGCGACACACGCAUCGAGUUUGCCUCCCCUGCGGCGUCGCGGCACCUAUACGAGUCCUUUGGUUUUGUGGACGUCUUCCCCCGCUACGACCCCGUCACGAAGAAGGAGCGGUGGACGGCGAAGGAGGCGGACAUGGGUCGGGUUAUGGCCAACGUGAGCUUUGUGGAGGAUGUGCAGCGCGUUGCGGCGGCGCUUCCUGCGAAGCACCACUCGCAGCGUCGUCACAACAGCGGCGGCAGCAGCAGUAGCAUCGUCCGAAACGGCAUGCACAACGCGGAGGACCUUAACAGCUCGGCAGGGACGGCUGCCCUCCGGCUGAAGAUGCAGGCGAGUACGCAGGGGGGGGACAAGAACGAGGAUGACACCUCGUCCUUUAUCAAUGCGGCGGGAGCGUCCUCUGCUCGAGCAAGUCUUCGCGCGCAGCCGACCGCCACGCCUGAUCUCGCCUUUCCUGUCGACGGUAGCCGCACUUCGCUGAAGCGGCAUCGCAGCGGUAGUCCCGUGAAAAACGCUGUCAGCUGA